AAUUCAAAUUAAGUUCCGGGCUACAAUGACUUGCAUUAUUGUGACGUUGCAUGACUCCGCCUUUGCAUGUUUCAACUAGGUCCGCUGAGCAACUGUAAAGUCCACGCUGAGGCUCAGACUGGGAGGAGUUUGAUUUCAAAUUGUCAAAGCUUCAGUUCUCAUCAUGUCUGGAAGAGGCAAAGGCGGUAAGGGACUUGGAAAAGGAGGCGCCAAGCGUCAUCGCAAAGUUUUGCGUGAUAACAUCCAGGGAAUCACCAAACCAGCCAUCCGUCGUCUCGCUCGCCGUGGUGGAGUCAAGCGUAUCUCUGGUCUGAUCUACGAGGAGACUCGUGGUGUUCUUAAGGUGUUCCUGGAGAAUGUGAUUCGUGAUGCUGUUACAUACACCGAGCACGCCAAAAGAAAGACCGUGACCGCCAUGGAUGUUGUGUACGCGCUGAAGAGACAGGGUCGCACUCUGUACGGCUUCGGAGGUUGAAUUUCUUUGCUCCAUCUUAAACCAAAGGCUCUUUUAAGAGCCACACACUUUUUUAAAGAAAGGGCACAUUUUAAAGUAUCAAUUUAUAUUUUAAAGUUUAACAUCGGAAUUAUUUUUGGAAACAUUACUUGUUUAAUGCUUUCUAUUUUAUAAUUUUUACUGAAAGAUUCAAGAAACCUUUUGCUACCUGUUGAGAGCCGAUAACUAAUCCACUGACUUUCAUCCUCAAAAAACUUAACAUCGAGUUAACCAUUGACUCGUACAUUAGAUUCACGUUCAAACAUUUUUCUCCCCAAAAGCAAUUAAUUUUGUUCAGAUGAUAAACGUAAGAACCCAUUUUCUAAAAUAAUCAAGUUAGAAUUAUAUUUAGGUGGUCGCAAAGAUCUCCGCGUACAUUUUGUAUUGUAAUAAAUGUAGCAUCAGCAGGUUUUGUGACUUUUUUUUGCCAGAAAAAUAAAAAAAAUUCAACAAUAAUAAAUAUAGAAAAGAAAUUAUAAUGAUUUUUAGAUGUUAUAAUUUUUAUACAUUCUGAUGUUUUGUUAAUAAUCACUUUAAGUAUAAUUUAAUUAUAUAAUUAUUUUCACAGCUCUUUUUAAAAAAGAAUUAGAAAUAAAAUCAAUUGUAAAUAUUGCAUAGGCAUAACCUUUUUUCCUUUUUCUGAUAUAAUAUGUAAAUAUCCUAGUAAAAAUAUUAUAAAUAAAAUAAGAACAGAUCUUACGGUGUGAGCUGCCUUAAUAAAACAAAACAAACAAACAAAAAAAAACUAUAAAAUUACAUUUGAUAUAAUUUAUGAUGCGCUUACCAGAAACAUUUUGGUAUUAUUUGCUGACUUUAUUAUUCUCAUAAAUAAAAAAAAUUGUUUAAAGAUGCAAA
This is a messenger RNA of Danio rerio (zebrafish), 1348 nucleotides long. The record is from RefSeq and is a predicted model, not a curated record. NCBI's taxonomy places the organism in Eukaryota, Metazoa, Chordata, Actinopteri, Cypriniformes, Danionidae.